Messenger RNA from Dentiscutata heterogama, 231 nucleotides. The record is from the annotation of a GenBank genome assembly. NCBI's taxonomy places the organism in Eukaryota, Fungi, Glomeromycota, Glomeromycetes, Diversisporales, Gigasporaceae.
GUCACAUUUUUCGGUUAUGACCAAUCAAAAACGUUAAAACGCACGAACCCAGGAUUGAGUAAUAAUAAAGAAAGAAGAUGCAAUAAAAUAUACAUAGAGAAUUUGUUUGUUACUUAUUUAUUGUCAUGGCGAAUUCCCAAAGUCUAUAGAUGCGUUCUUGCUUACAAAUUAAUUAUUCGCACAGACACGUUUACUACUGAAGGAUCUUCCGAAGAUAACGUAAAAAACAAG